CAAUAAGCUGCUGCGCGAGUGUCCAUGCGUCCACAACUGUUGUUUCCAUAUAUAAAGGCGAGGCAGAUGGCGGCCUUGAAUCCCCAUCUUAUCAGAGCCAGGAGCUCUUCUUACGUUCAUUCUAACGCUAGUUGCAUCGCACAGUCACCUACACUCACUCAAACAUAUCAUCUUCUAUAGUUAUGGGUUUCUCCCAGAAUUUCUUUGUAAUCGCCAUGCUGGCUUCCAUGGCCAGCGCGGCACCUCUUGCAUCUUACUACGUGCUUGUAUCCAAUUCUUCAGGCUUUUCCCAACAACAAAACGGUGAUGCUCAGGCAUGCGUUAGCGGUGCUUUCGCACAAUGCAUUGGAAGCUCCUGGGAGCUCACGCCUUGCUCAUCCGGUCUGUCUUGUUUCGCACUUCCUCUCGUUGCCAAAGCUGGAACCAGUCUCGCUUGUGACACACAAAGUGAUGCUGAGGCACGUUUUGUCGCUGCUGGCGUUCAGGGAGGGGUAACUGGAAAUGGUACCACAAGCAACACAACCACUGAAGGUGGCGACUGUGUCGAGACCACCACAAGUGCCUCACCAUCUCCCACAAGCACUCCUACCUCGAGCACUUAUGACCCAUGUGCUUCCUCAGCUCUUGUGACUUCAUCUACCCUCGCCAGCCCCUCAAUGAAUUCCGAUGAAAAAGCGUCAGUUUGGCACCUCCUCAUACGCACCCACCUUUGGCUUUUGGCAGUCCGACCACUACUGUUACCACUUCAUCUACUCAGGCUGGGCCCUACCAGUGCAGCGAGUUCUUCUGCCAGUAGUCCUGCAUCAAUCGUUUCUACAAGUGCUUCGACGAGUUCCUUUGUCGCUUCCACACCUGCGACCACUUUUGGCUUUGGCACUUCUACGAGUGCUUUUGCGAACUCCUCUGCCAUUUCUACUCCUACAACCACCUUUGACUCUGGCACUUCUACUGGUGCUGGUAGCGUUACUUCGAGUCCCUCAACCUCUCCCGUCGUAUCCACUGGGACUGGAACUGCGCUUCUCACUUCCUCAACCCCUCUUGUGACGCCUACACCAGCUACCACCACCGGCGCGAACAAUGUUUCCACUGUGAUCGUUGUGACCACCGUGGUCGUUACUGUGACAGCUAAUGGUACGGCUGCACCCAGCAUGUCACCAACGGCGACAAGUGUGGGAGGGAACGGAACUGUAUCAUCUACUGCUUUGACUCAAACUCCAGUUGCUGCAUUCUCUGCUUCCCCAUCUCCCUCUUAUGCCCCAGCCACUACCGUUGACUUGAACAGUCCUUCCGUCACCCCAACUGCAAGUGCCACAUCCAGUGCAGUUUUAUCUCCCGUUGUUUCUGCAUCACCGAACAUCUCGGUUGGUGCUACAUCUUCGUCCGUGGUAACUUCUUCGACUGCUUCGUCUCCGUUUGGCUUUGUCUCGGCUUCGCCGACAGUGACUUAUUAAAGAAGUGGAUUGUAUCAGUGAUAGAUUAUGAUACGUGUCGGAGGAGUGGAUUAUAUUCAUGAUGGAUUAUAGGACUCUAAUGGAGCUCAAGACCCUCGGUCAUAUACCCACACGCUGUACCAAUUGGUUAUUGUACUCAACUUAGUUGUAUAGCUUACCAUAUUAUAGUUCAAGGUGCAGGACGUCUUAUUAUUGUCUUAUUACUGUUUUCCUUUGGAUUUCACUGCAGACGAAAAAAACCUAAGAUUAGGGUUAA
Molecule: messenger RNA, 1707 nt
Organism: Suillus subalutaceus
Lineage: Eukaryota; Fungi; Basidiomycota; Agaricomycetes; Boletales; Suillaceae
Exons: 3
Coding region: 183-1451 (422 amino acids)
Source: RefSeq, a predicted model, not a curated record